AUGCCCGACAGCCCCGAUGACGCGGAGGAGUCUUUGAUCUCGCAGUUCGAGACAACUUUGACCAUCCGGCCGUCAGCACACGACGAGGAGGAUGUGUCGAUGCAGACGGUUCUUACAUCAGGGUACACUCGUGACAAAAGUAUUGUUGACAUUGACGAGUUGGAGGAAGAAGAAAUCAAUUCGGAACAGAUUCCCAAGUUGCGAUAUAAGCUCAAGCCUGCAGCUGCAGAGGUUAAGAGGGAGAGGGGACAUGACGUACGAACCGGAAGUUAUGCACGGCUGUUGCUGCUGUUGCAUGAUGCACAUCAUGCAAUGCCAGAUCAGAAGCAACCAAUUCUUCCAGAAUUGGCACCUUCGCCAUUGGUGGAUAAUUCAUUAACAAGGUUCCGCAAAGUCUUUGACGAGUUUAUUCGCUCGAACCCGCACAUAGAGGCCGAGUCGCCGCGGGUGGCAGAAAAGGAAAAAACGUUGGUGGUUCUUUCCCCACUUCUGGCCGAGCAUGUAAUUGGCCGCAAAUGGGAAACCAAAUCAUAUCUUGCAACCAUUUUCGAACGUCCCCAGCGUCUUCUUGCGUCAUGUAUAGGUGUGGGUGCGGCGCUUACCAUGUUCCCAUUUUAUUACAAAGUGAUAAACUCGACAAAACGAGGGUCGAUUUUCGCACCGUAUGUUCGGCGAGUUCAUGGAAAUCACUGGCCCAAUAUGUUGCAUGAACUAUGUAUAGAUUCGCAGGCGAAACUUGCUGCCGGGAAGCUCGAGGUUCCGGAAGAUUGGAAUACUGGAGAUAUUUAUUUGGUUCCUCGCACAAUUACUGCAGUGGAAGGAAGUAUAGGCGCAAUUGAAACUGCAUUUGAUUCGGUUUUUGGGCUGCAAACUCAUAAUUUGGCUUUUGUUUUGCUUCGUCCGCCAGGUCACCAUUGCCAUGCUUCACUCCCAAGUGGAUUUUGUCUUUUAAACAAUGCACAAAUCGGAAUUGAAUAUGCCUAUGAAAAACAUGGCGUAACCCAUUGUGCCAUUUUGGACAUAGAUCUUCACCAUGGAGACGGUCUGCAAGAUAUCUGUUGGGAAAGAGGAGGAUUUGAAGGAGACCAUGGACUUCAAGAAGAUGAAACAACCCCCAAAGAUGAGUAUGGGAAAGGGUUUGCUUCUUACCCAAAAGUUGGAUAUUUUUCUCUCCACGAUAUCAAAUCUUAUCCAGCCGAGCUAGGUUAUGCUACCAAGGACACCAUUCGGAAUGCGUCUACAUGCGUAAUGGACCAUGAUGUGAAUAUCUGGAAUGUGCAUCUUCAACUGUGGACAUCUGAAGAUGAAUUUUACAAGCAUUACCAGACCAAAUAUGUUGCUAUUCUCAACCGGGCCAACCAGUUUUUGAACACGGCGAAAAAACAGUACGAGCGAGAAAAAGAAGAGUAUGGUGUUGCCAUGGCCAAGUACUUGAAAUAUGCGGAAAAACCGCAUGCCCCACAAAUCAAAAAACCUGUUUCUCCUCCACCAUUCAAGCCUCUUAUAGUCAUCUCAGCAGGGUUUGACGCUCUGGAAUAUGAGAACCCGCAAAUGCAAAGACACAGUGUUAAUGUGCCCACUUCGUUCUAUGCAACCUUCACGCGCGAUGUCGUAAAAUUGGCGAAAAUUCACACCGGCGGAAAGGUGGUUUCGUUUUUGGAAGGUGGAUACUCGGACGGAGCCCUUUCCACAGGAAUAUUUUCCCAUUUAAUUGGACUCAUCAAUAACGACGAGGAUGAUUUGUGGAACCCAACUUGGGGAAGCGACCAAGUUAUGCGCGAGCUCACAAAAGGUUGCAAAAAAAAUUGGACUCCAUAUAAACGGCCGCUGGCCGAUAUCACGAUUUGGGCUAAUGAAACCAUCAAAAUAGGCCGGUCAUUGAUGCCCAAUGCCAUCUUGGCUUCGAAUUACAUAUACCUGCAUCAGCCGCAGAAAGGCGAUCCUGACAUUCCCAUACAUAAAAUGGUGCGUGAGAUCAUGGAUCUGCGUACCGAGAUCAAAAUAGAAGACGACGACGCCAGGAGAAGCCGGCGGCUGUAUUAUCGCCGUACCAAGUCAUAG
This is a messenger RNA of Meyerozyma guilliermondii ATCC 6260, 2061 nucleotides long. It is a transcript of the gene HOS3, whose product is annotated as histone deacetylase. Gene Ontology annotation, molecular function: histone deacetylase activity. Bases 1 to 2061 code for a protein of 686 amino acids. NCBI's taxonomy places the organism in Eukaryota, Fungi, Ascomycota, Pichiomycetes, Serinales, Debaryomycetaceae. Gene Ontology annotation, cellular component: nucleus. The record is from RefSeq and is a predicted model, not a curated record. The transcript has a single exon.